Megalops cyprinoides (Indo-Pacific tarpon) is the source of this 2039-nucleotide messenger RNA. Its product is annotated as bone morphogenetic protein 3-like. Gene Ontology annotation, cellular component: extracellular region. Lineage: Eukaryota; Metazoa; Chordata; Actinopteri; Elopiformes; Megalopidae. The transcript has 3 exons. Gene Ontology annotation, molecular function: growth factor activity; cytokine activity. The record is from RefSeq and is a predicted model, not a curated record. Gene Ontology annotation, biological process: BMP signaling pathway; SMAD protein signal transduction. Bases 134 to 1489 code for a protein of 451 amino acids.
CUUUGCAUUCUCGGCGAGAACUGUCUUUCAGGUGAUGAUAUCCCAUCUGAGAGAUAAGAUCACUUUGGAAACCUACGCUGCGCGACAACAUUAUUCAUAACUUCUAAACUCGAUAUUUGAAUUGAAUUGAGGCAUGGCUCGCUGUCAGUGCGCGUUUCUGCUGCUUCUCGGAUGGAGUUGUGUUUACAGUGGAUAUUGUAUUGUGCUAAAAGAACAUUUCACGGGGCUGAAGAGGAGCGAGGAGUGGGGGAAGCCGGACAGGGCUCGGGUAAAAGAUCACCCCAAGCACGAGAACGACCCGCUUAUACAAGAUACAGUGUCUGAGCACAUGCACGUGCUGUACGAGAAAUACAGCAGAGACGGCUUUCAGUUCAAAGAUGGAAAUACAGUGCGCAGCUUCAGAGCUCACUGGGGUACUAUCAACAGCACUCAGCUGCAGAUCUUUAACUUAACAUCGCUAACCAAGUCAGAAGACGUCCUGUCUGCAACACUACACUACCACAUAGGAGACCUGCAGAACAGCAGUCAAGGCCGUGCCGGGUCAGAGACUUGCGGUCGUCAUGGUCCCAGAAAGCAGACCCAUGUUCAUCUCAGCAUCUGGAGUUUUGCCUCUGUAGAUAAUAAUGCAAGGACUCGGGGCCACUUCCUUAUCAAUGUCUCCACCCUCUACAGGGACUUUAUAUCUUGGCAAUGGAAAGACAUAACGCGCGUCGUCAACCAGGCAAAACAUCACGGUGAACUCUUUAUCGGAAUCAACGUGGCGUCACGAGGGCGCAGACCUUGGACAACGCCGGUGUCGGACCGUUCCUCCUAUAUCCUGGUAUACGCCAAUGACUCGGCUAUCUCGGAGCCGGACAGCGUGGUGUCCGCGCUGCAGCGCCGUACAGGACUUCAUAGACUGGGAGCGAAGACGCACAACGGCACGGCGGAGCGCAGGGCCAGGCGCUCCGCCAACAUUCUCCUCCCUCUGCAAAACAAUGAGCUGCCGGGGACAGAGUAUCCGCACAGACCUCCAGGAUGGGAGGAGACGAACCCCUACGAGCCGCCUGAGAACAGGUCGGCCAAACGCCCCAAGACGAAACCUCGGAAGAACCAUCACCACAAGAUGGCGCUGCUGCAGUUUGAUGAGCAGACAAUGAAAAAGGCUCGCAAGAGGCAGUGGAAUGAGCCACGAAACUGUGCCCGCAGAUACCUGAAGGUGGACUUCGCCGACAUCGGCUGGAGUGAAUGGAUUAUAUCCCCUAAAUACUUCGACGCCUACUAUUGUUCAGGAUCCUGUCAAUUUCCCAUGCCAAAGUCGCUGAAGCCCUCCAAUCACGCCACCAUCCAGAGCAUUGUGCGGGCAGUGGGCGUGGUCCCGGGCAUCCCCGAGCCCUGCUGCGUGCCGGACAGCAUGUCCUCCCUCAGCAUCCUCUUCUUCGACGAGGACAAGAACGUAGUCCUCAAGGUGUACCCCAACAUGACCGUGGACUCCUGUGCCUGCAGAUAAUCCUGCUUCACCCCCUGUCCUCCCACCCCUAACCUCCGCUUCCCCACUGCCCCUUCAAUUUCCUUUUGCACUGGAACAAAGACUGCACCCGAAAUGCUAGCAAAAUGCGAAAGAGUGAAAUGAUUCAUGAAGACUAUCUUUUCCUCUUGUGGAAGCUUGAAAGCAAAAGACAGAAGUGCUGUCGUAACUCCUGAAUCAUGCCUGGGGGAGGAGGGACCGCUCAGCUGAUUUCAUUACAUUUGCAUGAUGUAACGAUAUUUCUGCACCACGGCACGGCAGUUUUCACCCAGACAUGUUGCUCUCUCUCCACUAGAGUCACAGACUGAAUCUUCGUCCUUGAAAGAUGUUCCCUCCCUUUCUGUCAGAUAGAUGAAGGACUGCAAUAUCUAUGUUCCGGCACCACAGGGAAGAAGAUACUCUGUGUCUCAGCUGCAGCGCAAAGAUGCUGAACUCUGGCUGAUAGAGCUGGUCUUUCCAUGUACCCCAGUCUCUGCAGGCUCUUCCCCAGAAUAUCUCUGUGUGUAUGGAGACUGCGUCUCACUGACUCAAU